GCGGAAAAGAGCCUGCACGUGGAGCUGAAGGAAAUGCCCAUAUUCUCCCUGCUGAUAAACGAAAAAAAGGAAAUUUUGUCCAGCUCAUACAACCACACGAAUGAGUCGAAAAAUGGAAGCAGGCACUGUGAACUCAUAGCAAUAGAUAAAUAUCUUUAUGGAGAGGAUUACGAGGGUAUGAAAAAUAGGAACUUAAUUGAAUGCUUUAAUAAUUGUGAAAAUGGAGUAGAGAGGUCUCUAGCGAGAUAUUUUUCAAAGUUGGAUAUGUGCAAGGGGGGUAGAUUAGCUGACCCUUCUUUUGGGAUAGAAGACGACUUGGUGGUUAGAGAACGACCCGUGGGAACUAGUACUGAGCAGUUAAGUGAAGAGAAAAAAAACGAAAUAAAGCACAAGUUAGAAAAUCUUCGAAAAUGCUGCAUCGUUGUGACAU
Plasmodium cynomolgi strain B is the source of this 430-nucleotide messenger RNA. RefSeq names its product cytidine and deoxycytidylate deaminase family. Gene Ontology annotation, molecular function: catalytic activity. Lineage: Eukaryota; Apicomplexa; Aconoidasida; Haemosporida; Plasmodiidae. The annotation marks the transcript as partial. The record is from RefSeq and is a predicted model, not a curated record. The transcript has a single exon.